UCGCUUAUGCGGUGUCGAUCGCUUUUCGUGCAUAACUUUACCAAGCAGGUUUUUUGCUGAAUAUCUUGAUACUAUAUUGGCCCGUUGCCCUUGCUAGACCUAGCGCAUGGCUGUCGAUAUGAGUUGGAAGUAGGACUGCCGGGCGAUUUACUUAUAUAAUAUCACGUCCAAAAAUGUCUUCCCUAAACCAACAACCUCGCCCUUGCAGAUUGUCAAGCCCCUUUGGUGGUCAACGAGUGCUUGUGAUAGGUGCAGGUGUCAUUGGAUUGACAACAGCUUAUGAACUGUUGACAGCUGGGUAUGAAGUUACUGUGUUGGCCAAGGAGUUCCCUAUUCCUGGUGAUCCAGUAAUUGUGUCACUGAUCGCUGGUGCACUAUGGGUCUUCCCUACUAAGAUGGAUUGUUUUGAAGAAUUCAGCAGACAAAAAAUUGAGGCAUGGGCAAUGGUCUCUUAUGACAAACUGGUGCAGCAAGCAAAAAAUGGAUGUAAGACUGGUGUGAAAGUCAUUGAAAAUGUCUACCUGUUCAAGGAUAUAGAUGGUCCAACAAUGGAGUUUAUAAAUAAAAGCAAACACCUUCCAAAGUUCAGGCAUUCACCCAUGAUAAUUAAAGAGAAAGGAAUUAAUACCUCACCUCAUGGAGUUAAAGAUGCAGUUUCUUUUUGGGUUCCUGUAAUCAACAGUCCCUCGUACAUGAUGUGGUUAUACCAACAGUGUCAACAGCUUGGAGUAAAAUACGUGAGAGCAUCUUUACAAGGCACUUUACUUUCACAACUCAACUCCCUGAUGACAUCAUACAAUGCUGAUUUUGUCAUCAACUGCACUGGUCUUGCGGCAAAAGAACUUGCAACAGACGACAAGGUCUAUCCUGUAAGAGGAGCCCUGAUCAAUGUACCCAGUGAUGCACUUAAUAUUGAUUACCGCUUGGCACAUGGCUUCAAGACUGAGUAUGGUGGAAGGCCUGGGGAGAAUGCCGCCAUAGGCAGGCCCUCAAUACUACCACACCAUAACAAUGACCCAAGCAUGGGAAGUCUAGGCGUCUUUUACCAGUCGCACGAAUACAACACCAACCUCAGCCUCUCUCAUCCACUAGUAAAGAAAUUCCUCCAGCAAUGUAUUGCGAUGUACCCCCCAGUUGGCAGUAUAAAGGAGAAGGAUAUGGUUGUCAAAGUGGGACUGAGGCCGGUGAGAUCUGGGGGGCCACGGGUGGAGCCAGAUCCCAGUAAUCCCAGGCUUAUUCAUAACUAUGGGCAUGGUGCAAUCGGAUACAUCUUGUCCUGGGGCUGUGCAAAGGAGUGUCUGGAAAUGGUGAGAUCUGGAAAUCUCAAAGCCAGGCUGUGAAAGUGAUACCCAAGUCAUACCCUAUCGAGAAAUAUUUAUAAAGGAUUGAUCGGGGUUGAAUGGGCAUACGUGUACGACAAUCACGGGUAUAAGAAUUUGGAAUGAAUUGCAAUGUAAACAAAUUUUAAAAAUAAUAUAAUAAUGGCACCUCUUUAUAAUACCCUCUAUGGAACAUACACCUCCCUAAGACCAAAUUUCAGAUUGUCCAGAGUGUGUGUCAGAGGUUCUGUUAUCUAGGAUAGAAAGAAGUUCUGAUCUUUUCACUGUGUUCCACUAGCACGAUAUCUUUAUCUAUUAUCUAUUAUGAAUCCCAUUUAAAAAUGGGAUUCAUAGGAUGAUAAGUGCACUAUACAUAACAUUUGCUUAAACACUUUCUCUCUCUCCCUCAUCUUAGAAGUUUUCUGGUUCCUUACCAGUGACUCAUGUGUAAAUAAAUAUUAUUAAAUAAAGUAAAUUUGCAUAACGUAA
Nematostella vectensis (starlet sea anemone) is the source of this 1808-nucleotide messenger RNA. Its product is annotated as D-amino-acid oxidase. Gene Ontology annotation, molecular function: FAD binding; D-amino-acid oxidase activity. Bases 174 to 1340 code for a protein of 388 amino acids. NCBI's taxonomy places the organism in Eukaryota, Metazoa, Cnidaria, Anthozoa, Actiniaria, Edwardsiidae. The transcript has 10 exons. The record is from RefSeq and is a predicted model, not a curated record.